AUGUCUACGUUUCCUGACGAGAUUACUUGGUUGCUUAAUAAUUUAGCUUUAAAGAUAAUUCGAGGAAGUGAAAGUGAACGAGUAAAAUUACCUUGGAUUAAAAUUGUUAAAAUUGUUGAUUUCAGAAAAUAUAUUUAUCGUCGAUUUAGUUGA
Messenger RNA from Entrophospora sp. SA101, 153 nucleotides. The record is from the annotation of a GenBank genome assembly. NCBI's taxonomy places the organism in Eukaryota, Fungi, Glomeromycota, Glomeromycetes, Entrophosporales, Entrophosporaceae.